AUGACCGCUGUGUCGCUCCCACCGGAGAUCUGGGCACUCGUGAUCCCUUACCUUCGAAACCCAACCCCAAAACCGCUCUCGGCUCCACCGCGCGCCCUGAUCCGGCAGCCCGAUCUCUGCUCUCUGAGCCGCGUGUCAUCCCUCUUCCACUCCCUCUGCGCGCCUCUCAUCUACUCUUGGACCGUAGUGACGGAUCAAUUCGGUCUCCUCAUGUUUAACCCCUCCACCCUGUCCAAGCGGCAACUUCCCUCUCGCAUUCAUACCCUCCAUAUCGAAUACUGCGCGAAAGGUCUCGAAGCGCCUUACCACAUUAUCCUCCAGCUUGGAAGCGCCGCAUGGGCCUCAAUCGGCCCAAGCAGGAAAGAGCAAAGGAGGCGGAUCCUCGCCGAAUGCGUGCAAGAGGUGGAGGAGAUACGGAUGGGUCUGCUCUGGGUCGCGCGAAACAAGGCGCUCUAUCGUCCAUCUACGGUACCGACAAGUAUUGGGCAGAGUACCAGUCAUCACUCGGAACCGAUCCGGCAGACCAUACCGGUCCGAAUGACUGACGCCUUUUCCCGAUUCGACGAGCUCCUCAGCUUCCUCCCUUCCUUCCGCCACUUUUGCAUCCGGGACGUCGCGGGCGUCCUCAACAUCCCACGCAAUACCUGCGCAUCGCACGUCACCCCCAUCCGGUACUCGCGGUGCCAGCACUUCACGGCGGGGCCGGGCGAGCUCAUCCUGCCGUGGGGCGCACCCAUGACUUGGUGCAGCGACGAGCCCAUGUCGACGGCUUGGCAGUCCCUCCGAAAUCGGAUCUGCGAUGCCAUGUCGGAUAUUACAUCUAUACGGGCGGAUCGGACCGACGGGCGGACGCGGGCCAAGACGGAUACGGCGGAUCUGACCAUCUAUGCGUCGACGGGCGUAAGGGAGAUCAGGACGUCCGAGGAGGAGAUGGUGUCGGGGUAUGCAGGGAUGGCGAGGACGCCAGAGAGGGAGCCAUUGUCUGAGGCCGACCAGCGUAAAAAGGCGGAAGAAGUUGGAAUUGUGUUUCAAGGGAUAUUGCGGGAUGAGAGCCAUGUGGCCGACGUGGUUCGACGGCGGCCGUCUCAGGAUACGCCAACAUGUCCGGCGUGCGGGUCGGGGCGGCCGCUAUGA
Messenger RNA from Dioszegia hungarica, 1134 nucleotides. RefSeq lists its product as uncharacterized. NCBI's taxonomy places the organism in Eukaryota, Fungi, Basidiomycota, Tremellomycetes, Tremellales, Bulleribasidiaceae. Bases 1 to 1134 code for a protein of 377 amino acids. The transcript has 3 exons. The record is from RefSeq and is a predicted model, not a curated record.